AAAAUAGAAUAAAAAAUUUAGAGAAAUCAGAUCGAAAGAAGAAGGCCGCGUUACUCACCGGCGAGAGAGAGUGAUCGAAAAGCCAUAAGAAAAGUAGAGAACAAGGGGAGCUUCCGCUAUCUCAAUCCAAAACCAAGUCAAAAUUCUUAACCUGCUGCAGGGCAUAGAUAUGGGAAAGAGUAAAACAGAAGUGAAUUUUCAAAGGUUGCUUGCAGCUGCACCCCAACAAAAAAAUCAUUCUAAACUCGUACAUUAUGUUGCUACUUUGAGAGAACUUUUAGAACAGUUAGCUGAAGAGAGAACGCCAGAAGGUUUACCUAGACUUUCAAGUGCUGUGGUCAAUGAUUAUUCGAAAAAGAUCGAGGAUAUUGCUUCAGAAUUAAGUACCCCACUGCCUGAAAUUAAGGUAUCCGAGGAGCCUGUCACUGGAAGUUCUUUUAAGCAGAGUCCUAAAUCAGAUACAGAAAGCCACAUGCCUUCCUCUCCAGGAUUAAGAAGGAGAGUUGUGCCUAUCUCAAACAUCAAAGAGAGAACUCAUGACACCACCGAGGCUGAUACAUCCGCCCCUAUCAAACUUGAUGCUGCAGCAGAAGCGCACAUACAGAAGCACAAAAAGCUUCAAGAGGAUUUAACCGAUGAGAUGGUUGGACUGGCACAGCAACUUAAAGAGCGUAGUCUCAUUAUGAGCAGGUCCUUGGAGAACACUGAAAAGAUACUCGAUUCCACCGAAACAGCUAUUGAGCAGAGUCUUGCUACGACUGGACAUACUAAUGUCCGUGCAAUGAAGAUAUAUUCUGAAACCUCUAAGACUACAUGUUUCCAAUGGCUGCUGAUGUUAGCCAUGACAUGUGUUUUCAUCAUGGUUGUACUUCUGAUUCGUGUAACAUAAAAUAGUUCUUGAAAAUGAUAACCCACCACAGAAAAACCAUGAGGUAAAUGCUUUUCAUGUU
Hibiscus syriacus is the source of this 950-nucleotide messenger RNA. RefSeq names its product vesicle transport protein USE1-like. Gene Ontology annotation, biological process: retrograde vesicle-mediated transport, Golgi to endoplasmic reticulum. Gene Ontology annotation, cellular component: SNARE complex; endoplasmic reticulum. The transcript is spliced from 8 exons. The coding region runs from base 170 to 889 and encodes 239 amino acids. Gene Ontology annotation, molecular function: SNAP receptor activity. NCBI's taxonomy places the organism in Eukaryota, Viridiplantae, Streptophyta, Magnoliopsida, Malvales, Malvaceae. The record is from RefSeq and is a predicted model, not a curated record.